AUGGACCCGUGGAAGAACGGCCUGUGGCUGAAGAGGGCCAUCCAGCCAACGAAUUACAGCUGCGCUGUGAGAGCGCGACAGAGCAGGCUGAGCCAACAGAACUGCCACAAUCGCCACACCCUUGACCAACCGGCAAGGUCUCAUAACCAGAAUCAGGCCAAGUACACCAAUUCGCCGCACGACCCACUCUUCGCAGAGGUGUCUUCAAGCUCUCAGCAGUACGUGCUGCAGUCGCCCCCGGUACGGCAACGUUCCGUUCUUCCUCAGAACUUACAGGUUGCUCUUAGCGCCGCACUCUAUCAUCAACACCACCACCAGCAGCAGCAGAACCCGCACCAGGCGCACUUGACGUCGGUUCGCCUACACGGUCCAAUCAUGGAAGCCAUCGAAGGUCACGUGAUGGACUUGUCGCCCUCAUCGGUCACGCCCUCACUUUCAAGCGAUCUGUCAGAUUAUUCGGACGAUAGCUGCAAUAAAGACUACACCACACUGACCACUCCUAUGGGAGCUGACGUACAGACGCUAGACUGGGUGAUACACAAAAUGAUGGAGAGAGAGCAGACUCAGCAGUUACACAAGGAGAAGAUCGAAACGUGUCAUCUCUAUGAGUUGCCUAUAGAUCCAUGGAAGUGGACCUCGACGGAAGUGACGAAAUGGGCCACGUGGUUCAUGCGCAAGAACAACCCAACCACUGCGCAGGACGUCACGGACGCGUUUGAAAAGUACCCAAUCACAGGCGAGACACUGGCCCACUACUCAGGAACGGACCUGAAGCAGUACUUCGGCGAGUUCAGCGCCAAGGCUCACGAGUGCCUGAAGCUUUGGCUGGAAGGUAUGUCUCCGCGUGGUUAUGACAUCCAAAGGCAUCUCCUGGAUCUGGAGCGGUCCAAGCAAACGUACCUUGAACAAUUGCUUGACGUCAUGAACCAAAAUGACCUCAUCACCCAUGCACAAGAGGUCAAGAACCCAUCCGUGACCCUGACCCCUCCUCAUUCCGACUACGAUGUCCAGGUCAACAGCGAGGAAGCCUUCAGGAACGUGAUCGUUCAGCACAUCAAGCCCGAGAUCACCGCAUUCCCCUUUCCCGACCCAUGCUUAUCGGACUACCAGAGUCACUAUCCCAUCACACCGCUGAAGUGUCCAGAACCGCCAUUCCACCAGACGCAACCGGAUAUGAACGCCAGCGGUGGGAUAUUCGGAGCGGAUACCUUGGGACCGGAUGGCAUGGGACCGGAUAACUUGGGACCGUUCAUGGACAAGGACUUCAAGUUGGAUAUCGAUUCGGAUGAUGAGGCGGGCAAGCUCUGUGCGAUAAAAGAAGAGGUACAAUUCCCGACGCCACCCAUCAAGAGAAAGCGGGGCAGGCCACGAAAACCACGCUUUCCAAAACAAAAGCGCGACCAACCAAUUCUUUACAAGUUCAUCUUAAAACACCUAAACAAUCCGUCCGGUGACAGCUCCAAGUACCUCAACUGGGUCAACAAGUCCGAGGGUCUCUUCCGAUUCAAUUCUGCCAAGAAGGACGAGUUUGCCGAGAUGUGGGGACGAUUCAAGGGCAAGAGAGAACACAUGAUGUACCAGAACAUGGCGCGCGCACUGCGCAACUACACGCGUGGGACCGGGAACCGCAAAAUCAUGAUGAGCGUGCGCAAGAAGUUGCAUUACAAAUUCACACCGCUUUUUAUUCAAUGAGGCAGAAGUGUGUUUCGAGGAGGUGGCUUGCCCAUCCCCUGUGAAAAAGUAGACACAUGUCUCUGCGCACAGUACUGAGUGCCGUUUUGCGGAUCAAGCACGGAAAAGAUUUUAGAAAUAUAUAGGACGUUUUACAGUUUCGAUUGUAUUGUGAAACAGAGAGAGAGAAAAGGGAAGGAACGCAAAAUAUGUCAGGCAGACCGCGAAAAGCCGAUGUUUGAAACAAGAAUGAAAUCAUAUAUUUUCAGCAUUGGGUAUUUUAUAUUGCCUUUUGCAAAGGAGUUUUUUAUACCGUGCCAAAGAGAUUUCUAUGCAUGAUGUUUUCUGGAGUCUCUACUCUUUAUUUUUUAUGAAAAGGGAGGUUUGCUAACUCUGCCCGUUAAAGAAGUCUCUUCUUCAGACCUGUAAAUAAUAUCUAGUCAUAAAGUGAUCUAAUCUUGCACAAAAGCGUGAUUUAUUUUCUGAUCUCUUACAUGUUCUUUAUACGGAUUCAAACCGGAAGUGAUGUGUGGGUUUUGUAAUGUAUAGGCCUACAUUUCAUAGGACAGCACAGCAAAAAAAUGUGGUGUUAACCAGUGUAGUAGUGAAACACACCGGUUAUUUGACUUCGGUGUUAAAUUCACAGUGUUGGUGUCAUAUUUAAACACACCUGGUUGUUAUUUUUACACCUUUGGUAUUAUGUUCAAUAAUUUUAACACAUCAAGGUGUAAAUGACACCAGCUGGUGUGUAUGUGAUUUAUUUUUAUUUGGUCUUAUGCCAGUUUGUCCAAUUGCCAUCUCGUCUACUAUCAUUUGGUCUACCAUCAGUUCGUAGUCCACAUGGUCUAAUUGCCAUUUUGUCCACUCACCAUUUCGUCUAAUAACCAUUCGGUCCAAUAGCCAUUUAGUCCAUAUACUAUUUGGUCUAAUUAGACUAAGUGUUAAUCGGGCAAAAUGAAUGAAAAUAAAUCGGAUAUUAGACCAGCUGGUUAUGAGACGAAAUGGUCAUAGACGAACUGGUGAUUAGACUAAGUGAUGAUUGGACCAAAAUGGUUAUUGAACCAAAUGGCUGAUAUAUAGAUGAAAUGUUGAAAUGGACGGAAUGGCAUUAGACUAUUAAGUUAGACCAUGUGGUGAGUGGAUGAGUUGACAGUAGACGAAUUGGCAAUUUACCGUGUAUGUUUCAAACGGAACCAUUGCUGUUGGAAGCAAUAAAGCAAUAAAUCAUCGGGCUCCUGGAAGAAGGGACUCAGGAGGAGUUUACAAUUUUUUUGUGUAAAUUAUUUCAAAUAUUGAAAGAGUAUAUCGUAGGCUUUCCAAUAGAGCAAACAUUAUUUCGAAAUUAAAAGUAAAUCUCAAAAUUUGAGCAAAUAAAAAAAGGCGUAAUAAAAAAAUCCCCCCAAAAGUAUAAAUGAUGAUAAAAAGUCCCUUCUUGCAGUGCUUGGGGGAAGCUGACGUAUUUGAGUUUUUAACUGUUUUCAUGUCAUUUGAAAUGAAUGUUAAUACAAUACAUGU
Molecule: messenger RNA, 3186 nt
Organism: Lytechinus pictus (painted urchin)
Lineage: Eukaryota; Metazoa; Echinodermata; Echinoidea; Temnopleuroida; Toxopneustidae
Exons: 8
Coding region: 1-1692 (563 amino acids)
Biological process (GO): regulation of transcription by RNA polymerase II; cell differentiation
Cellular component (GO): nucleus
Molecular function (GO): sequence-specific DNA binding; DNA-binding transcription factor activity, RNA polymerase II-specific
Source: RefSeq, a predicted model, not a curated record